Messenger RNA from Phaethon lepturus (White-tailed tropicbird), 1503 nucleotides. Its product is annotated as cGMP-specific 3',5'-cyclic phosphodiesterase-like. The record is from RefSeq and is a predicted model, not a curated record. Lineage: Eukaryota; Metazoa; Chordata; Aves; Phaethontiformes; Phaethontidae. The annotation marks the transcript as partial. Gene Ontology annotation, molecular function: 3',5'-cyclic-GMP phosphodiesterase activity; protein binding. The transcript has 11 exons.
AUGCUAGUUCUUCCACCCAUGUGUUUAACUGUAGAAAUGGUUAAUGCAUGGUUUGCUGAGAGAGUUCAUACCAUCCCAGUCUGCAAGGAGGGAAGCAAGUCCCAGAGUGAAUCCUGCGCUUGUCACCAGCCUGCCUGUGCUGAGACCACCAACUCUGGGACACCAGUGAGGAAAAUCUCUGCUUCUGAAUUUGACAGACCCUUAAGGCCUAUUUUUGUCAAGGACUCAGUGGGAGCAGUGAGCUUCCUCUCCGGCUCUGAAAAGAAGGAACAGAUGCCUCUGCAAUCUCCAAGGAUUGAGACCAGUGCAGGGGAUCAAUGCUCAAGACUAUUAGAACUUGUGAAAGAUAUUUCUAGUCACUUAGAUGUCACAGCACUUUGCCAUAAAAUUUUCCUACAUAUCCAUGAGCUUAUAGCAGCUGAUCGCUAUUCCCUGUUCUUGGUCUGUGAGGAUAGCUCUAAUGAGAAGUUUCUUGUAAGCAGGCUUUUUGAUGUGGCAGAAGGCUCUACCCUGGAAGAAGCUUCCAACAACUGCAUUCGCCUGGAAUGGAACAAGGGCAUUGUGGGUCAUGUAGCAGCUAUAGGCCAGCCUCUGAACAUCAAGAAUGCGUAUGAGGAUCCAAGAUUCAAUGCAGAAGUUGACCAGAUCACAGGGUAUAAGACUCAGAGUAUUCUCUGUAUGCCAAUAAAGAAUCAUAGGGAAGAGGUUGUUGGUGUGGCUCAAGCAAUCAAUAAGAAAUCUGGAAUUGGUGGCACUUUCACUGAACAAGAUGAAAAGGAUUUUGCCGCCUAUUUGGCAUUUUGUGGAAUUGUUCUUCACAACGCUCAAUUGUAUGAGACAUCUUUGCUUGAGAACAGACGUAAUCAGGUGCUUCUUGAUCUUGCCAGCCUGAUUUUUGAAGAGCAGCAGUCUUUGGAAGUAAUUCUGAAGAAGAUAGCUGCCACUAUAAUAUCCUUCAUGCAAGUGCAGAGGUGUACCAUCUUCAUAGUGGAUGAAGAUUGUACUGAUUCGUUUUCUAGUGUGUUUCACAUGGAAUCUGAGGAAUUAGAAGAUUCAGCUGAAAAUCUGAAGAGGGACUAUGAUACAAACAAAAUCAAUUAUAUGUAUGCUCAGUAUGUCAAGAAUACGAUGGCGCCUCUCAACAUCCCAGAUGUCUGCAAAGACAGAAGAUUUCCCUGGACAAAUGACAAUGCAGAAAAUGUAAGUCAACACAUAAAGAGUUUGCUGUGUACACCAAUAAAAAAUGGGAAAAAGAAUAAAGUGAUAGGGGUUUGCCAACUUGUGAAUAAGAUGGAAGAAAACUCAGGCAAAAUCAAGGCUUUCAACAGAAAUGAUGAACAGUUCCUGGAAGCAUUUGUCAUCUUUUGUGGCUUGGGUAUCCAGAAUACACAGAUGUACGAAGCUGUAGAAAGAGCCAUGGCCAAACAGAUGGUGACAUUAGAGGUUCUCUCAUACCAUGCUUCUGCUGCUGAGGAGGAAACGAGGGAGCUGCAGGUAACAGCG